UCAAGUCGAACUUACCGAUCAGAGUCGCUGUCAGAAGGAUUUGACAGACAGACAGUCGGCCUGUCAGCAAGAUUGAUAGCAUUAUAAGACAGUCAGCCACCAGUCAACAGGAAUGUCGAGCGUUGAAUGUCGAAUAAUGUUGACAUCAUCACAGACCACGGGCAGUGAUUUAGCAGCGUCUGGCAUGUCGAGCAUAGGGAUUUUGGAAGCGCACAAGCUCAGCCUCGACUCGCAAUGAUAGCGAUGAUAGCGAUGAUAGCGACGAUAACGAACGAUCCCUUGCGAGACGUAGCGAAGAUAGUAGCGAUCAGCUCAUUGUAGGAUGCCUCGCAAUGACCCCGUCGCUAUCGCUGCCGUGUCCGGAUAGCGACCAGCUCGUUGCGAGGCAUAGCCGUCCCAGCCCGUUCCUAGUCCUACAAUAUAGUUUUCGCCCAUUCGCGUUGUUCAUUCAUGAUCGCAUGAGUGAGGAGUCUAUUUUUUAGGCGCCUCAAAAUUAUAGUUUUCGCCCAUUCGCUUUGUUCAUUCAUGAUCGCAUAAGCACUCGCUGCUCCCUUCGUCGUUUUGUUCGAUCGACUCGGCUAGUCGCGACGCAAUGUCGACGAGACCACGGAGCGGUUUCCCACCAUUAGUAGCUGCGUGCUUCUGUCACUCUCUCGCACUUCUCGCCCCUUCAAGCUUCUGCUGCUCGGAGCGCUGGAGGAGAAAGCAAGAGCGAAGUUUCCGCCGAGACCGUCGCGGUGCAUGGUCGAGCGCGAGAUAUCUCGCGAACUCCGCCCCUCGGAUGGAACAGCUGGAACCAUUUCCAAUGCAACGUCACCGAAGACAUUGUGCGAACCCAAGCGGACAAGCUCGUAUCCUCGGGACUCGCAGCCCUUGGAUACAUCUAUGUCAACAUCGAUGAUUGCUGGCAGGCCGACUCCCGAGACUCUGAGGGUCGCCUGGUGCCUUCGCCCGACUCCUUCCCUUCGGAAUCAAGGCGCUUGCGGACUAUGUGCACAGCAGGGGGCUCAAGCUGGGGAUCUACUCCGAUGCUGGGUUUCGUACGUGCGCAGGCAAGCCAGGCUCACUUGGGCAUGAGGCUACGGAUGCAUCCACUUUCGCUGAAUGGGGAGUUGACUACCUCAAGUAUGACAACUGUAUUAACGAUGGGAGUCCAAGCCAGAAGCGGUACACGGCCAUGCGCAAUGCACUGGACGCCACUGGGAGGGGCAUCUUCUUCUCCAUGUGCGAAUGGGGACUGAGCGCCCCUGCCACGUGGGCGUAUGGCGUGGCUGACACAUGGCGCACCACCCUUGACAUUGAGGACACGUGGAGGAGCAUGAUUGGAAUCGCCGACGCCAACAACAAGUGGGCCAAAUACGCCAAGCCGGGCGGGUGGAAUGACCCCGACAUGCUGCAGGUGGGGAAUGGCGGCAUGAGAGAGUCGGAGUACCGCGUGCACUUCAGCCUCUGGGCCAUCAUGAAGGCGCCUCUCCUGAUUGGCUGUGACCUCUCUGCGGCAUCGGAUGAGACAAUGAGCAUUCUGAGCAACGAAGAGGUCGUUGCUGUUAACCAGGACCCGCUGGGAGUGCAGGCGAGAAAGGUGCAUCUCUCUAACAACUCCCUCCUGGAGGUUUGGUCCGGACCUCUGUCUGAGGGUCGGCAAGUAGUGGCGUUGGUGAACCGUAGUCAGAGGAGCAAGAAUGUGACUGCCAGCUGGGAAGCAAUUGGCCUCAAUCCGGUGCAGCCGAUGCAUGCACGCGACCUCUGGAAGAAUGCCACCAUGGAUUCGGCCAUCUCGGGUAAACUGCGCGCUCGUGUUGCGAGCCAUGGUGUGCGAUUGUUUGUGAUCUGGCCCGUUGCAGAUGCCUAGCCCAACUGAAUAUAAUUAGGAAACAAUGGCUCUUGCAAUAAGUAAAAAACGCAGCCUGGCUAUGUAUCUUGGCUAUGUAUACAAUGUACAUUACCUGGUAUAUUGGUGGCGUGUUUUUACUGCCU
Messenger RNA from Closterium sp. NIES-67, 1977 nucleotides. The record is from the annotation of a GenBank genome assembly. NCBI's taxonomy places the organism in Eukaryota, Viridiplantae, Streptophyta, Zygnematophyceae, Desmidiales, Closteriaceae.